AUGAACAAGACAGCCAAGGACUUGACUGCUGGGACCGUUGGUGGGAUUGGUCAGGUAUUGGUGGGCCAGCCGUUUGAUAUUGUUAAAGUGCGAAUGCAAACUGCUCCUCCUGGAACGUACAAAGGGAUGGUAGAUUGUGCAACUGGUAUCCUUAAAAACGAAGGGCCUCUCUCGUUUUACAAAGGCACUUUAACGCCGCUCCUCGGAAUCGGACUAUGCGUUUCGAUCCAAUUCGCGGCUCUCGAGGGUGUCAAGAGGGCGUUUGCGGAUAUGAAUAGGAAGAACGGGAUAGGUGGGCCGGAUGGAAUGUUGCUGAGCGGUGGACAGCUGCUUUUUGCGGGUGCAACGGCUGGAUUGGCCAACAGCGUUGUUUCAGGGCCCGUCGAACACAUUCGUAUCAGGCUUCAAACACAACCGCAUCAUGCCAAAUUGUACAACGGUCCCUGGGACGCAGCCAAGAAGAUCUAUCGAUCAAACGGCAUCGCAGGGAUCUUCAAAGGCCAGAACCCAACGCUAUUGCGCGAAGCAACGGGAUAUGGCGCGUAUUUUUGGGCAUACGAAAAACUCGUUCAGCGGGAGAUGCGCGUGCACAACUGCCGACGCGAAGAUAUUGCACCGACCAAGGCGAUCUUGUUUGGGGCUGCAGCGGGUUAUGCGCUCUGGGCCGUUAUCUUCCCAAUCGACAUGAUCAAGUCACGAAUUCAGACCGACGGGUUCAGUUUUGCGACGGGUCAAAAGUACAAGUCUGGGACCGAUGCGGUCAGGCAGAUAUGGAAAGCCGAGGAUAAAUGCAGAUCUGCAAGCUACGAAGGACUCGAUGGCGAGCUCGCACCGGGACAAUACUACCACGAACCGUCAGGAGACGCACACUCGCUCGACGACCUCAAGGACGGUCCGAACCCAAAUUCGAAGCCAUUCUAUCCCUACUCUACACUUAUUCGCUAUGCUAUCAAAGGUUCUCCGAACCAACGACUUCUUCUCGAAGAUAUUUAUUUCGCACUUGCCAGUCGAUUCCCAUACUUUAGGAACGCGCCGCCAGGAUGGAAGGCAUGCAAAUCAUCAUGCGAGUUUACAGCGUACUUAUUGGUCUACAGAACUCGAUACGACACAACUUGCCACUACUGGACUGUCAACGACAGCAUCGACCCACGCACGGGUGUCCACCGGGUGCGGAAAAAGAAGUCCAAGGGUACCAAGAGCACUGCUGCCACCGCUGCCGCUCCUUACCCCGCUCCAACCUACGACGCCACCGCUCCUCCGCCCGAUGUUCCAACUGCUGGUCCAAGCACUCAAGCUACAUAUCCUUACGCGCUCGGAUACCCGGAAAUUGCCCAAUAUGACCAGAGUGGUUACCCGAUCAUGCCUCCGAUCUCUGGCGGUCCUCAACAACAGAUGCAGAUGCACGACAUGCAACAUGCUGCGGAGCAACAGCAUCAACAACAGCAGCAACAACCUAUGCCUGAGCUCCCGGCCGUCAAUGACCAAGGAAUGCCAAUCUGGAAGAACAUCUGGCAUAACGAACUCAGCAAGCUGUGGCUUAUUACGAUGCAUCAAGAUCGGGCAUAUGCAACAGCUCAGGCUCAAAUACAAGCUCAGGCGAACGGGGAAGCUGCAGAGGGAGCCGAACAUGUGGAUGAGAGCGUGCUCCAGGCCCACGAGAGCUGGUACCAGCUCAUGGCUGAGAAUCUAAAGCGUGCAUUUGCGGAACCACCCAACGCACAAGACGUGCAAGACAACCAAGACGACGGGGAUGAUGAGGACGGCCAGAAUCAGACCAAUGGAAUGGAAGACCACGGGCAAUACGUUUAA
Rhizoctonia solani is the source of this 1809-nucleotide messenger RNA. Its product is annotated as mitochondrial carrier protein. Lineage: Eukaryota; Fungi; Basidiomycota; Agaricomycetes; Cantharellales; Ceratobasidiaceae. The coding region runs from base 1 to 1809 and encodes 602 amino acids. Gene Ontology annotation, molecular function: DNA-binding transcription factor activity; L-ornithine transmembrane transporter activity; sequence-specific DNA binding. The record is from RefSeq and is a predicted model, not a curated record. The transcript is spliced from 11 exons. Gene Ontology annotation, biological process: regulation of DNA-templated transcription; mitochondrial L-ornithine transmembrane transport.